Molecule: messenger RNA, 671 nt
Organism: Diospyros lotus (date-plum)
Lineage: Eukaryota; Viridiplantae; Streptophyta; Magnoliopsida; Ericales; Ebenaceae
Exons: 1
Coding region: 225-500 (91 amino acids)
Source: RefSeq, a predicted model, not a curated record
GUCUCGCUCUCAAGCUUCCACCUCAUACUCAAUACCACACACUUGUCCCAUUCGCGUCUUCCUCAAUCACACCAGAAACCAGAAAAUUACCAUUUCCAUAUGUAUAUAUAUAUAUAUAUAUAUAUAUGCAUCGAAGCCCAAAUCCAAAUCACAAACACAGAAAGCGGGAAAAAAAUUAGAAAUCGUUCACAAGCACGGGGAGAGCGAGAGAGAGAGAGAGAGAGAUGGACAAGACGAGCAGAUCGGAGCAGCAGACAAGAGAUGAAGGCGGAGAGAAAAGGGCGAAUUUGGAAGGGUUACCAUUAGAGAGCAGUCCGUACACGCAAUACAAGGACUUGGACGACUACAAUCGCCAGGGCUACGGCGCUCAGGGCCACCAGCAGCCCAAGCCCGGCCGCGGCGCCGGCGCCACAGACGCUCCCACCCCUUCCGGCGCUGCCGUCAAUUCCGACGCUCAGAACUCCGCCACCGGAGCCGUCAACCGCCAGGGCGUCCCUUAAUUGAAUUCUUCGCGUGGCCGGAGCGGAGUUUUCUGUAACGGAUGCUAGGGUUCGCCUCUGUUUAAGAAAGCGUUUUAUCUUCUAUUUGAUGACUCCAUAAUCUUUUAUUUUAUUUCAUAUAAAGUUAGUAACCCUAUUUAUAACGAGCAAUUAAAUCACUAAUUUGGUCUC